Molecule: messenger RNA, 3587 nt
Organism: Ostrea edulis (European flat oyster)
Lineage: Eukaryota; Metazoa; Mollusca; Bivalvia; Ostreida; Ostreidae
Product: coiled-coil domain-containing protein 40-like
Biological process (GO): axoneme assembly
Cellular component (GO): cytoplasm
Source: RefSeq, a predicted model, not a curated record
UAGAUUACCCACAAUUCAACAAAUUAUUAUUUCCUGCAUAGCAACAACUAAAACUAUGGCAGAUCAAGAGGAGAGACCACCAUCAGGGCAGGAUAAGGAAACCUUGGGAGAUGUUGUCUCAGAAGCAACUGUAAAAGCUCUCCAAGAGUUUGAUUCUGGAGAAAUGGAGACUGGUAAAGAAGCUGCCCCAUCAUCAUCCAGACCUCCCUCAGGAAAACCAUCCUCCAGGCCCCCCUCAGCCAGGCCAGGUUCCAAAGCUGGAUCCAGGCCUACUUCAGCCAAACCUAGUUCUCGUCCAACUUCUGCAAGGUCUCCCAAACCUGAGACUGACAAUAAAGCACCCUCCCAGGCAGGAAGUAGACCUCCCUCUGCAGGUUCAAAGAAAGGGUCUAGGCCACCUAGUGCUACUGAAAAGAAAGGAUCUAGACCUUCCAGUGCUGUUGAGAAAAAAGACUCCAGACCGCCAAGUGCUACUAAAGAUAACAGACCACCAUCUGCUGCAAAAGAUGAAGAAAUGGGUCUUCCAGACGACGAUGGUGCACAGGAAAUUGAUUUUGGAGAGAUGCCACCUAUAGACAGUGGUGACUUUGGGGGAGAUGGUGGUGGUGAUGAGCCACCCCAGGAACCAGAAGAGCCACCUCAGCCACUACCACAAGAUCUGCUGCCACAUCCUGGCCCUGAUGGUGGGGAUGGAGGGGGAGACAGUGGAGAUGAUGAUGAGGAGAUGGAUGAUGAGGAAGGGGUAGAGUCUGAUGCAGGAAGUGAAGCAGAUACAGACAUGGUGGUUCUUGACCCAGAUCACCCCCUCAUGAAAAGAUUCCAAAAUGCUUUGAAAGCUCAUCUGACGACACAAAAUGAGAAAGUUUCACUGGAACUUCGAGAGCUGACUGAGGCCUUGAGGAAUCGGAAGAAGGAGCGAGAAGACUUGGGUGUAGACUUGUAUGGAAUUCAGCAGGAAUUGGCCAGAUUUCAAAUGCUGCUGGAGAAACACCAUGAUGAAUUUGCAAACCUGAACCAAGGUCGUCAGCAAGAGGAAGCUCAGUUAGAGGACGUGAGGAAUACCUACAAAGAAAAUCAGCUUGUUGUCAACAAGGAGAAAAAGAAAUGUGCUGAACUUCAGGGAGAAGUAGAAAAUCUAGCAUUACGUCUCUUCUACAUGCAGAAUGCGAAGGAAGAUGUCAGGUCAGACAUUGCCAUUAUGCGAAGAGCAGCUGAGAAAGCGGACACAGAGGUUUCCAAGUCUGAAAUAGAAAAACAAAAACAGGACCUUUUUGUGGAUAGACUUGUAGAAAGAGUUGAUAAAUUAAAAGAAGAAAUAGCUAUGUUUGAAGCUCAGAUUGCAGCGCAAACUGAAGAAACAAAAGCAGCCAAGGAGGCAUUGAUGGAAGCACAUAUGGAAAUAGAGGCAAUCCAUUUAGAAAAGAAACAGUUGUUUCAGCAGUGGAAUAGCUCUUUGAUUGGUAUGAGAAGGAGAGAUGAGGCUCAUUCAGCCAUGCAAGAAGCGUUAAACACCCAGGAACAAAAGGUGUUGUCACUAGAAACUGAAAUUGAAGGAUACAAGAAAUCAAUUUUCAAGGAACAAGAACAGAAUGAGAAACUAACCCUCAUUUUGAAUAAGACAGAGAGAGAUAUAGAAACUGUAAAGAAACAGCUGAACCAGUGUCAAGCCAAGCAUGAUGCUCUAAAGGCUGAGUAUGCUACCUACACCAGAAUGUUACAUGAGACGGAACAGGCACUCAACCGUGCUGUCACUGAUAAAACUCUUAGACUAAAUGAGUUGAAUGCCCUGAGAAAACAGAUAGAAAGAGAAUACCUAGAAAAAGUAGAACUGGAAGAUCAAAUAAUGGAAAAGAUGAGAAGUCAACUGACAAUGGACAAGGCUGCACAAUAUACCAAAAAACUAACUGGCAAGCAGAGAGACCUAACCAAGAGUCUAGAAACACAAAUGGCAGAGGUGGAAAAUACAAUCUCGAGAGACUCUUUAGAAAUCUCCAAUGUUCAAACUCGUAUUGAAAGAUUGGGAAAAAUAAUGGACCAGUUAGAUGAAGAAAUUGCCCAGAAGAAUGAAAUCAUCAGUCGCAGUGAACAAGAGAUAGUGAAGAGAAAUGCCAUUAUUGAGAGGAAGCAGAAUAUCAUUGAUCAAUACAAUAAAAAGCUGGAGGUCCUCAUCAGCAAAGCUGGGGGUGUUGAGCUGGGUCCUUUGGAGAUCACCAUCAACUCGCUCCAGAAGUCUAUUGAAGCUCGACAGCAGGAGAUUGCUGAGCUUCAGCAGAUGUGGCUCAGACAACAGAGUGAGCUUGUACAACUCACCAAGGACAAAGAGACACAAUCAGUGGAUGUCCGCAAGCUCAAGAAACAACUCACCAUUCUCUCUCAGAAGAAGAUCAGAACAGAAAGUGAAAUAGAUGAGCAGAGACGAGAGACUUAUGAUAUAGAAAGAAGCACUAGUAAUAUGCAAAAUGAUAUGAUCAAACUGAACACUCUUCUAAACAAGGAGAAGGGAGUCCAUGAGAAUCUUCAUCAGGACAACAUUCUCCUCGAAAAUGAUUUCAUCAUGGCUCUCAGGGAAGCAGAAAAGGAAUCUAUAGAAUUACAGUCCAAUUUAGAUGGAAUUAAAGAAGAGAAAGAGAGACUCUUGAACAGUUUGGUAGAGGCUGAGCGUCAAAUCAUGUUAUGGGAGAAGAAAACUCAACUUGCUCGUGAGACAAGGGCUGCUGUCGACUCGGAAGUUGGACAGGGUGAGAUCAAGGCCAUGAAUGCAGAAAUUCACAGGAUGCAGGUCAGGUACACCCAGCUGAUGAAACAGCAAGAGAAAAUGAUCCAGGAAAUGGAGAAGGCUGUGUCUAGGAGGGAUACCAUUGUCACUAGAGGAGAUGCUCAACAGAAGAUAAAUAAGAAAGUCCUAACAAAGGGAACAUUUGAAAGACAAAUGGGAGAGCUGAGGAAGAAAAUCAAAGUCACAAUACAGGAGGCAAAUGGAUGUGAUAAUGACAUUCAGGAACUGCGUGGCCACCAGGUAGAGCUAAGUCAGCAAUUAGAGGACAGACAGGUCCACGUCCAGCACCUCCAGGGUCAGUCAGACACACUGGAUGGGGACAUUGAGAGAUUGUUUGAGCAGAAGCAGAAGAAUAUGACUGAUUUGCUGGGUAAACAGCAAAAAUCCAAGUACUUUCAACAAGCUAAAGAUGGUAAAUAUGCGAUGCUGUGCAAGUCAGAGUCUUCUUUGGAAAAUGAGAGCACAAAGCAGGUGGACCGAAUGCCUAUGAGUGCUAUUGUAGAUCGCCUGAACCAGGAGUUUCCUCAUGUUCAGCCAGCCCUGCGCCGAGUUACCUUGGCUCUGGCAACAAGGACCGAACAGUCGCAAGACUAGAUGUCUACAACUUGCUCUCAAAUAACAAUAAUAAAGCUUGUUCGAGUAUCAAUGAACAUCCGUCAAAAAAAAAUUUGUAGAUGUUUUUAAUUUACAUUCCACAUUUAAAGCUAUUGUGAAAUUGUUUUUUGGAUUUUUUUUUUUUACAAUUUGUGUAGUUAUUAUGUAUUGAAGUAUUGUCACUGUUUUAUCAUAUUGUAUUAAAAUAAUAAUCUGA